Molecule: messenger RNA, 2298 nt
Organism: Hibiscus syriacus
Lineage: Eukaryota; Viridiplantae; Streptophyta; Magnoliopsida; Malvales; Malvaceae
Product: FT-interacting protein 3-like
Exons: 1
Coding region: 1-2298 (765 amino acids)
Source: RefSeq, a predicted model, not a curated record
AUGGAAGGUGAAGAAAUAGACUAUUCUUUGAGGGAAACCAGACCGAACAUCGGCGGUGACCGAGUCUCCGGUAAAAAAAACCUUGCAUCUUCAUUCGAUCUCGUCGAGCAGAUGAAGUUCUUAUUUGUCAGAAUAGUUAGAGCUAGAGAUUUACCGCUGGAAACUCCCAAUGGAAUCAUGAAUCCUUAUGUCGAAAUAAAAAUCGGGAACUAUCGCGCGACGACAAAGUAUUUUGAGAAGAAACCGGAUUCCGAAUGGAACCAAGUUUUCUCCUUCGCAGUAUAUCGGUUGCAGGGUACAACCAUGGAGAUCAAUGUGAUCAAUGAGGAUGUGAUUGGUAAAAUCACCAUUUCUUUGCAUGAUGUUCCAACUUGUCUUCCCCCUGAUAGUCCCCUUGCCUCACAAUGGUAUAAAUUGGAGGAUAAUAAUGGUGUCAAUGUAGGGAAAGGUGAAUUGAUGUUGGCUAUCUGGUAUAGCACGCAAGCCGAUCGUGUGUUUUCCAAGGCUUGGCAUUCGGAUUCGGCGACUGUGAGCGGCAAAAGCCUUUCGAAUACUCAUUCGAAGGUGUAUCUUUCGCCGAAACUUUGGUACCUUCGAGUUAACGUAAUUCAAGCACAAGAUUUAGUUUUGGGUCACAAGGGUCGGAAUCCUGAAGUUUAUGUCAAGUCUGUUGUUGGGGAUGUGAUAUUGAGGACCAGAGUUUCCCCUGAUAAGAAUGUGAAUCCUAAAUGGAAUGAGGAUUUGAUGUUUGUUGUUGCCGAACCAUUUGUUGAUCCGUUAAUCAUAACGGUAGAAGAUAGGCUCGAAAAUAAUACAAUCCGACAUUUAGGGAAGUGCGUAAUUCACUUGUCGGAUGUCGAUCAGAGGCUGCUACCCUUACCGGCUGAUCCAAAGUGGUACAAUCUUGAAGACGUGUUUGAAGAUGGUGUGAGGAAAAAGGAUAAUUUCUUUAGUAAGCUUAACAUGAGGGUAAGUCUUGAUGGCGGAUAUCAUGUGUACGAUGAAUCCGUUCACUUUGGAAGCGAUUACCGGCCUACAGCGAAAGCGCUGUGGACGACUAUGAUCGGAGUUUUGGAGUUGGGGAUCAUAAACGCUACUGGUUUGCAGCCAAUGAAGGUUAGAGAUGGCCGUGAAACGACCGAUGCUUAUUGUGUGGCGAAAUACGGACCUAAGUGGGUAAAGACUCGUACAGUAGUCGACAGUUUCGAUCCGAAAUGGAAUGAACAAUAUACUUGGGAUGUUUAUGAUCCGUACACCAUGCUUACCAUAGGAAUUUUCGAUGACUGUCACUUGCAUGAUAGCGAUGUGGCCGGAGAUGGAAAAGAUCCGAGUAUCGGAAAGGUAAAGAUUCGACUCUCGACUCUGGAAAAGAACAAGAUUUACACAUAUUCUUUCCCGCUUUUGGUGUUACAGCCUAAUGGAGUAAAACGAACAGGAGAAAUUCAGUUAGCUGUAAGAUUUACUUGCACAUCUUACUUUAACCUAUUUCUGAUUUACACCAUGAAUCCUUUGUUGCCUCCAAUGCAUCAUAUUUAUCCGCUUUCGAUCUAUCAAGUCGACAAUUUACGUAAACAAGCUAUUCAUAUUCUCUGUUCGAGUCUAAGCCGGACCGAACCACCAUUAAGGAGCGAAGUUGUGGAGUACAUGUUGAACGGAGGUUCCACGACGUACAGUUUAAGGAAAGCCAAAGCUAAUUUUUCCAGAAUUUUGGCUACUUUAAAGUGCUUAUCAGAUGCUCGGAAAUGGUUCGACGAAAUCCGCAAGUGGGAGAAUCCGACAGCAACCGUUGCAGUCAUUGCAAUCUACUGCAUUAUAGUUCUUAAACCAGACUUGAUACUGCCAGCAGUGAUUCUGUAUAGUGUUCAAGCUAUGAUUUUCCAGUGGUGGAAGCGACCGAUGCAUCCGACACAUAUCGAGCAAUCCCUUCCCGUAACAGCCGACGAACUGGACGAAGAGUUUGACACUUUCCCGUCUUCGAGACAAUCUGAUGUUCUCCGGAUGAGAUACGACCGGCUUAGAAGCAUUGCGGGGAGAGUCGUGGGGGUGAUCGGUGACAUUGCAACACUGGCGGAGAGGUUUCACUCACUGCUAAACUGGCGAGACCCAAGAAUUACACCAAUCUUCCUUGUUUGUUGUGUUGUUGGAUCUUUGAUGUUAUAUUGUGUAAUCAGUCUUGAAGUUUUUCUUAUUUUUGUAGGAGUUUAUGCAAUGAGGCCUCCAUUGUUGGGAAAAGAUGUGUUAAAUGCUCCCCAGAAUUUCUUUAGUAGGUUGCCUACAAAAGCAGAUUAUACGUUAUGA